Glossina fuscipes is the source of this 1299-nucleotide messenger RNA. Its product is annotated as decapping nuclease DXO homolog. Gene Ontology annotation, cellular component: nucleus; cytosol. The transcript is spliced from 3 exons. NCBI's taxonomy places the organism in Eukaryota, Metazoa, Arthropoda, Insecta, Diptera, Glossinidae. Bases 153 to 1268 code for a protein of 371 amino acids. Gene Ontology annotation, molecular function: mRNA 5'-diphosphatase activity. The record is from RefSeq and is a predicted model, not a curated record. Gene Ontology annotation, biological process: NAD-cap decapping; nuclear-transcribed mRNA catabolic process.
CUUUGUACAGCACUUUCCAAUGAGUGUGAGCUAAUAGGUUCGCUACUUUGUAAAUUUUUUUAAAUAAUAAAUACUAGACUUCAUCUCCUUCAAAAGAUUUGUAAUUUAUAGGAACUUGCCAGCUCAUUGUUAUAAUUCAAAAUAAUUGCAAAAUGCACCGUAACGAUAGCGGUAUUUGUGUUAUGCAGCCACCCUCAACUAUACCAAGCUUUCCACAUUUUAAAAAACCUUCGCCCGUAGGUUUUUACAGUAUUGACACUAAUCUAGACUUUCAGCCGAAUGAUCGGGAGCUGCGUUAUCUGAGACUACCAGCCGCGUACCAGUUCCCUUUGAAUUUAAAUGAAGGUCUCAAUCUUGCGAUCAAAAAAGACAUUGGAAUCGGCGACAUUGAUAAUAUUUUAAAAUUUCUUAAUGAUCAUUAUAAAAGAAUUUUUUUGACUAGAAAUCCACCAGAAUUCGUAGCUUUCCGUGGACUCUUGCGUCGCAUUAUGUGCACGCCCUACGAUACAAAGCAAGAUUGGUGCGUACGUGUGACUCGUUUCAAUGGGACAUUUUAUUUAUCGGAACGUGAAACUGACCAAACGAAGUUUGAAAGGCUUUACGCGACAGAACAGCAAAGAACAUUCUGCGCGUACGGUUUUAAAUUUGAACAAUAUUGCCUGUCAAAGUGCCCCUCCAAAAAUCCUGAUGUGAGCGAACCAGUUGAUGAACGUGCCGAGUUCGCCUGUGUUUUUCAAACCCGCUUAGAGAGUCUAAAUCUGCUGUAUAGCGCGGAAAUGGAUGGUAUCAUGAGUCAUGACACUGUACCUCUCGAUUAUAAGGAACCUAAUUUGGGGCCAUUGAAAUUCGUGGAAAUCAAAGUGCGGGAAGGUAAUGUCACUGAUAGAAAAUUGUAUUCAUUCCUUCGCUACAAAAUACGCAACUGGUGGUGCCAGUCUUUUUUAGUUGGGAUCGAAGAUAUCUAUGUAGGCCUUCGUAACGAUAGAGGUUUCGUGCAAAAUAUUGAAUGCAUGAAAACUAGCUCAUUGCCUACGCUAAACAAUCAAAAUUUUUGGGACCCAUCGGUUUGCUUCAAUUUUUUGAAGCAAUUUCUUCUCACUUUGAAAAGUAUUAUGGGUCACGUGGAUAGCCCGUUUACAAUGUACGAAUUUUGCUUCAAUUCUACAACUGGACGUAUCUCGUACGAGUGCUUCACAAACAAAGAACGCUCUUUUCUACCUGAUUGGUAUAUGCGUCGGGUAAAUGAGUCAGUACGAACCCAGCAAUAAGAUCCAACUAAAUUAAUAAUAAUUUGAAUUA